Aureococcus anophagefferens is the source of this 1262-nucleotide messenger RNA. RefSeq lists its product as hypothetical. The record is from RefSeq and is a predicted model, not a curated record. The transcript has a single exon. The annotation marks the transcript as partial. Lineage: Eukaryota; Pelagophyceae; Pelagomonadales; Pelagomonadaceae.
GAUGCCGAGCUCGAGACCAGCGCCGCCGCGCUGGCGGAGGCGACCGCGGGCAAGGCCGCCGCCGAGGCCACCAUCGCCACCAAGGACGUCGAGCUCGAGACCAGCGCCGCCGCGCUCGCGGACGCGAUCGAGAAGCAGGAGACCUGCGAGGCCACGGUGCAAUCGCUCGAGGAGGCGAACGCCUCCGGGGAGGGCUGCCCGACGCCCGCGCCGACGCCCGAGCCGACGCCCGCGCCGACGCCCGCGCCGUCGGUCUCUCCGACGCCCGCGCCGACGACGCCCGCGCCGACGACCGCGCCGACGCCCGCGCCGUCGGUCUCUCCGACGCCCGCGCCGACGACGCCCGCGCCGACGACCGCGCCGACGCCCGCGCCGACGUGGGGCGUCGUCGAGUGGAUUCAGCGCGGCGACGACAUCGACGGCGAGGCCGCGGGCGACGAGUCGGGCAGGUCGGUAUCGCUGAGCGCGGACGGCGCGACGCUGGCCGUCGGGGCGCCCUACAACGACGGCGGCGGCACCGACGCGGGCCACGUGCGCGUGUUUGCGUGGGACCCCGUCGAGGAGACGUGGGUUCAGCGCGGCGACGACAUCGACGGCGAGGCCGCGAGUGACUUCUCGGGCAUCUCGGUGUCGCUGAGCGCGGACGGCACGGCGCUGGCCGUCGGGGCGUCCGGGAACGACGGCGCCGGCUCCAACGCGGGCCACGCGCGCGUGUUCGCGUGGGACCCCGUCGACGAGACGUGGAAGCAGCGCGGCGACGACAUCGACGGCGAGGCCGCGUACGACAAGUACUGGUCGGUGUCGCUCAGCGCGGACGGCACGACGCUGGCCGUCGGGGCGUCCGGGAACGACGGCGCCGGCUCCAACGCGGGCCACGCGCGCAUGUUCGCGUGGGACCCCGACGACGAGACGUGGGUUCAGCGCGGCGACGACAUCGACGGCGAGGCCGCGGACGACUGGUCGGGCUACUCGGUGUCGCUGAGCGCGGACGGCACGACGCUGGCCGUCGGGGCGCCCUACAACGACGGCGGCGGCACCGACGCGGGCCACGUGCGCGUGUUUGCGUGGGACCCCGUCGAGGAGACGUGGGUUCAGCGCGGCGACGACAUCGACGGCGAGGCCGCGAACGACUACUCGGGCAUCUCGGUGUCGCUGAGCGCGGACGGCACGGCGCUGGCCGUCGGGGCGUACGGGAACGACGGCGGCGGCGACCGCGCGGGCCACGCGCGCGUGUUCGCGUGGCACUCCGACGACGAGACGUG